AACCGGCUCGAGACCACCAAGUACACGCUGCUGUCCUUCCUGCCCAAGAACCUGUUCGAGCAGUUCCACCGCCUGGCCAACGUCUACUUCGUCUUCAUCGCGCUGCUCAACUUCGUGCCGGCGCUGAACGCCUUCCAGCCGGGGCUGGCGCUGGCGCCCGUGCUGUUCAUCCUGGCGGUCACGGCCUUCAAGGACCUGUGGGAGGACUACAGCCGCCGCCGCUCGGACCACGAGAUCAACCACCUGGGCUGCCUGGUCUUCAGCAGGGAACAAAAACAGUACGUGGACCGAUUCUGGAAAGAGAUUCGCGUGGGAGACUUCGUGCGUCUCCGCUGCAAUGAGAUCAUCCCUGCGGACAUUCUGCUGCUGUCCUCCAGCGACCCCGACGGGCUGUGCCACAUCGAGACUGCCAACCUGGACGGAGAGACCAACCUGAAGCGGCGGCAGGUGGUCCGCGGCUUCUCGGAGCUCGUCUCCGAAUUCAAUCCUUUGACGUUCACCAGCGUAAUCGAGUGUGAGAAGCCAAACAACGACCUGAGCAGGUUCCGUGGGUGCAUCACACACGACAACGGGAAGAAGGCUGGGCUGCACAAGGAGAACCUGCUGCUGCGAGGCUGCACCGUCAGGAACACGGAGGCCGUCGUCGGCAUCGUCAUCUACGCAGGACACGAAACCAAGGCGCUGCUGAACAACAGUGGGCCUCGCUACAAGCGCAGCCAGCUGGAGAGGCAGAUGAACUGUGACGUGCUCUGGUGUGUCCUGCUCCUCAUUUGUAUGUCUCUGUUUUCAGCGGUUGGGCACGGAGUGUGGGUGCGGAGGUAUCAGGAGAAGAGAGCCCUGUUCGAAGUCCCCGAGCCUGACGGCAGCUCCCCGUCCCCGGUCACAGCCGCGGUUUACUCGUUUUUGACAAUGAUAAUAGUCCUGCAGGUCCUGAUCCCCAUCUCGCUGUACGUCUCCAUCGAGAUCGUGAAAGUGUGCCAGGUGUACUUCAUCCACCAGGACCUGGACCUGCACGACCCGGAGACCGACUCCCAGCUGCAGUGCCGUGCCCUGAACAUCACGGAGGACCUGGGCCAGAUCCAGUACAUCUUCUCCGAUAAAACGGGCACUCUGACCGAGAAUAAAAUGGUCUUCCGGAGGUGCACCGUGUCGGGCAUGGAGUAUUCUCACGACGCGAAUGCUCGGCGGCUGGCCAGGUACCAGGAGGCGGACUCGGACUCGGAGGACGCGCUGCCCAGAGGGGGGUCUCCGUCCCGGCGCAGCAGCAUCGGGAGCCACCAGAGCGUCCGAAUGGUCCACAGGACCCAGAGCACCAAGUCCCACCGGCGCACAAGCAGCCGGGCCGAGGCCAAGUGGGCCAGCAUGCUGUCCAAGCACACGGCCUUCAGCAGCCCCAUGGAGAAAGACAUCACGCCCGACCCAAAGCUGCUUGAGAAGGUGAGCGAGUGUGACAGGCGCCUGGCCAUCGCGAGGCACCAGGAGCACCCGCUGGCCCACCUGUCGCCAGAGCUGUCCGACGUGUUCGACUUCUUCAUCGCGCUCACCAUCUGCAACACGGUCGUGGUCACGUCCCCAGACCAUCCACGACAAAAGGUGAGGGUGCGGUUCGAGCAGCUGAAGUCCCCGGUGAAGACCAUAGAAGAGUUUCUGCGCAAGUUCUCGCCCAGCCGCCUGACCUCGGGCAGCAGCAGCACCGGGAGCCUGGCCGCCACCAAGUCCAGCCACAAGUCCGGGUCCGGCUUCCUGUCGGUCCUGUCCCCUGAGAGCGCGCUGCUCAGCCCCGACGAGGCCGCGCUCGUCUACGCCGCCCGCGCCUACAGCUGCGCCCUGGUGGAGCGGCUGCCCGACCAGGUGGCGGUGGAGCUGCCCCACCUGGGCAGGCUCACCUUCCAGCUGCUGCACACGCUGGGCUUCGACUCCGUCCGCAAGAGGAUGUCGGUGGUGAUCCGGCACCCGCUCACCGACGAGAUCAGCGUCUACACCAAGGGCGCCGACUCGGUGGUCAUGGACCUGCUGCUGCCCUGCUCCUCAGAUAAUGCCAGGGGAAGACAUCAAAAAAAAAUCCGCAGCAAGACUCAGAAUUAUCUCAACCUGUACGCCGUGGAAGGCCUGCGUACCUUGUGCAUCGCCAAGAGGGUUCUGAGUCAGGAGGAGUACACCCGCUGGCUGCAGGGCCACCUAGAAGCGGAAUCUGCUGUGGACAACCGCGAGGAGCUCCUCUUCCAGUCGGCCAUUCGCCUGGAGACGAAUCUGCAACUUUUGGGUGCCACCGGGAUCGAAGACCGCCUGCAGGAGGGAGUCCCCGAAACCAUUGCCAAGCUGCGCCAGGCAGGCCUGCAGAUCUGGGUUCUCACGGGCGACAAACAGGAGACGGCCGUCAACAUUGCGUACGCCUGCAAGCUGCUGGACCACGAUGAGGAGGUCAUCACCCUCAACGCCGAGUCCCAGGAGGCGUGUGCGUCCCUGCUGGACCAGUGUCUGCACUACGUGCAGGCCUGGGCCCCCCGCAGCGCCCCAGAGAAGACCGCGGGCAGCGUGAGCGUGGGGUUCCCCCCUCUCUGCCCGCCCGCCGAGCCCAUCGCCCCUGGCCCCUGCCUGAGCCUCGUGAUCGAUGGGAGAAGCCUGGCCUAUGCCCUGGACAAAAGCCUGGAGGACAGGUUCCUCUUCCUCGCCAAGCAGUGCCGGUCGGUCCUUUGCUGUCGCUCGACGCCCCUGCAGAAGAGCAUGGUGGUGAAGCUGGUCAGGAGCAAGCUCAAGGCCAUGACCUUGGCCAUAGGAGACGGAGCCAAUGAUGUCAGCAUGAUCCAGGUGGCCGACGUGGGCGUGGGCAUCUCGGGCCAGGAGGGCAUGCAGGCAGUGAUGGCCAGUGACUUCGCGGUGCCCCGGUUCCGCUACCUCGAGAGACUGCUGAUCGUUCACGGACACUGGUGUUACUCCCGACUUGCCAACAUGGUGCUCUAUUUCUUCUACAAAAACACGAUGUUCGUGGGCCUCCUGUUCUGGUUCCAGUUCUACUGCGGCUUCUCGGCGUCCGCCAUGAUUGACCAGUGGUACCUGAUCUUCUUUAACCUGCUGUUCUCGUCGCUCCCCCAGCUCGUGACUGGGGUGCUCGACAAGGACGUGCCGGCCCACGUGCUGCUGGCCAGGCCGCAGCUCUACAGGAGCGGCCAGAACAUGGAGGAAUACCGGCCCCGCGCCUUCUGGUGGAACAUGGCCGAUGCCGCCUUCCAGAGCCUGGUCUGCUUUUUCAUCCCGUACCUGGCCUACUACGACUCCGAAGCCGACGUGUUUACCUGGGGGACGCCCAUCACGGCCAUCGCCCUGCUCACCUUCCUCCUGCACUUGGGUAUUGAAACCAAGACCUGGACCUGGCUCAACUGGACGGCGUGUGGCUUCAGCACCCUCUUGUUCUUCACGGUGGCUUUCAUCUACAACGGCUCCUGCGCCACGUGCUAUCCUCCUUCCAACCCUUACUGGACCAUGCAGACGCUGACGGGCGACCCCGUGUUUUACUUGACCUGUCUCAUCGCGCCCGUCACGGCGUUGCUGCCCAGAUUGUUUUUCAAAGCGCUGCAGGGGAGCCUGUUUCCCACCCAGCUUCAGCUGGCUCGCCAGUCGGCCAAGAGAUCCCCCGAGAAGCUCAGCGCCCCCAAAGACAUUCAGGGACGCCCCGCGGGAGAACUGAGGCCCGAACCGUUGGAACGGAAUUGCAUCGGGGCCUCGGGAUCCGCCUCCCGGGACUGCGCCUCGCACGUGUCCUGGCGCACCCCGCGGCCGCCCAGCUCCCCGGGGGCCAGCGAGGAGCCCGGCGCCGUGGACGUGGGCGUGCCCUUGAGGGAGCCAUCGGGCAGCCAGGCCCCGGGCUCUUCUGCCCACGGGGAUGCUGUUCUGGAAACGUGUCCUGGGGACCCCGGGGCGAAACCCGCCGGCACCAGCAGGACAGCCCCUCUGUCAUCCAUCCUCAGUCUCCCCAACCUCAGCUCACUCAGCUGGAUCUCCUCCCUGUCGCUGGUCAGCGGGCUGGGGAGCGUCCUGCAGCUGUCCCGGAAUAGUUUACAGAUGGACAAGCGGGAGGCCGAGUUCUUGCCCAGCCCCCCGCCGCCCGACCGGGACCUGUGUGGCGUGGGCAGGCGGGCCACCGACUACUUCUAGGAGCCGGGUCCGGGGCUCC
This is a messenger RNA of Miniopterus natalensis, 4171 nucleotides long. Lineage: Eukaryota; Metazoa; Chordata; Mammalia; Chiroptera; Miniopteridae. The record is from RefSeq and is a predicted model, not a curated record.